Molecule: messenger RNA, 808 nt
Organism: Colletotrichum navitas
Lineage: Eukaryota; Fungi; Ascomycota; Sordariomycetes; Glomerellales; Glomerellaceae
Exons: 2
Coding region: 224-724 (166 amino acids)
Source: RefSeq, a predicted model, not a curated record
CGUGGCGCACGCGCCAUUGGAGGACGGCCGAGGGUCCAGAUCCAAGCCAACGUGCGGCUGAGAUGGUGAAGACCGGCAGCUCACGCCCUCAGCCUGCCCCACGCGUGUAAUAAAAGCCAUGUUCUCUGCGUACCGAGAUGGGGUUUCUCAGCGCUGGGCCUGCUCGCUCUUUUCUUUUCCCCCGACGCCUCUCCCGGUUCCCUUGCUGCCGACCCCUUGAGACAUGUGGUUCGUCGGCUCUCCGUUCAGACGCCUGUCGACGAGAGACUACUGCGAUGGGGUGGACGGCAAGGCCUUCUGGCCCGCGACGAACGACACGUACCACCUCGACUCCUCCGUCCUGCUGAGCUGGUUCGCCGGGAAGGCGAGCAGCUAUACCAGCACCACCGCCGCUCUCUGGAACGUCUGGCUCCAGGACGCCCAGUACGACGAGAAAGCUGCGGCGGGAGCGAAAGGGUUCAGAGAUGUCAUUUACUCGAGAAACUUCACCUACACCGUCGAGGGUGACAACUGGCGGUGGGUGCCCACCGACGUUUGCAACCAGACCGUCGUGUCAUGCAUGUGGACGGUGCCCCGCGACUUCCAGGGGACGGGUAGCUACGUCGUGGUCGCCGUCCGCGAGGCGGCCGCCGCUCUGAGCGCGUACACGGCGGCAAGCGGCCCGUUCACUAUCGUGGCGUCCGCCGACCCUACGGCGUGGGCGGCGGAGCUGGGGGCUGGGUAGCCGGGUAGAGGCGGCGGCGGCGGCGACGGCUGCGGUGCGGCGUGGCGGACGCACUCGGGUCUUCGAAAUGUACUAGUUCUCUAU